CUUAGUAUCUAAGUAUUCAGUAAGGAAGACAGGAGUGGGAGCAAAGAGGCUGUAAGUUUCAGACGUGUUAGAUUUAGAUUGCUGCUGGGAUUGUAUAAGCCAAGUGGAUGGUGAUGGAGGGAUUUAGAUUAUCAAUGCGGCUGUGGAUUCAAUCCAUGCUGUUAUGCAUUGCAGUUUGUUGUCUAAACGUUAGAGCACAUCAGCUGCACAAAGGAAGAUGGGACCUCCUAGUAGAGAACGCGGGUGUUUCUGCAAUGCACAUGACACUUCUACACACCAAUAAAGUGCUCAUCUUCGACCAGACGCUGGCGGGUCCAUCACAGAUCAGCAGAACUGACCCACCUUGCAAUAGCAAAACACCAGCAGCGGGCGAGGAUUGUUGGGCGCACUCCAUCGAAUACGACAUUGCCACCAACAAGGUCAGGCCUCUGCAUGUUGUGACCGACACAUUUUGCUCUUCCGGCUCUUUUGCCAGUAAUGGAACGCUGGUUCAGACUGGCGGAUGGAGCAACGGCGACAGGGUUACCCGUUUCUUCACUCCAUGUUCAGAUUCGUCCUGCCACUGGGUCGAAUCUCCUACAUUGCUGUCCUCCAGAAGAUGGUAUGCUUCCAAUCAGAUAUUGCCUGAUGAUCGAGUCAUCGUCGUGGGAGGGCGUAGAUCGUUUGAUUAUGAAUUCGUCCCGAAGCGACCAGGUGAGAAAUCCUUCCAGCUCCCGUUUCUGGUAAAGACGAAUAUCGUCGGCGAGGAGAACAACUUGUACCCGUUCACACAUCUGUCUUCCGACGGCAAUCUCUUCAUCUUCGCCAACAAGGAUUCGAUCCUCCUCGACUACAACAAAAACAAAGUGCUCAGAACUUUCCCUACCAUGCCUGGCGGUGGCCCACGGAGCUACCCUUCAUCUGGUUCCUCCGUCAUGCUCCCGCUCGACUCCACUAACAAUUUCCAAAGGGUGGAGGUUCUCAUCUGCGGGGGAGCACCUGAUGGAGCCUUCAAAAAAGCCACAAUUAACCAGACGUUCGUGGAGGCGCUCAGGACUUGCGGGAGAAUGGAGAUCACGUCUUCAAAUCCAGUGUGGCAAAUGGAGGACAUGCCAGGGCCGAGGGUGAUGAACGACAUGCUCAUACUCCCCACCGGCGAAGUCCUCAUAAUCAACGGUGCCAAGCAAGGAACAGCCGGGUGGCAAUCUGCUAGAGAGCCUGCUCUGAGCCCGUUCCUCUAUAGACAGGCGGAAGCCCUAGGAAAUCGGUUUCGGAUCUUGGCUCCUACAAAAGUACCGAGAAUGUACCAUUCUACUGCAAAUGUUCUUCCAGAUGGACGGGUCCUGGUGGGUGGAAGCAACUCCAACUAUGGGUACCGCUUCUCCGGCGUCCCAUUCCCUACUGAACUUCGACUGGAAGCGUACAUUCCUUACUACCUUCAUUACAAUUAUGACCCUAAAAGGGCAGUCAUUACUUCCAUUUCGACAAGAGAGAUCAAGUACGGCUCUUCAUUCAUAGUUAGCUUCUCUCUUCCUAGACGACCCAGCACCAAUCUUCGUUUUCACGCUUACGCCCCGCCCUUCACCACGCACACGUGGUCGAUGAACCAGAGAAUGCUGUCGUUGGCAGCCACAGCUGUCGUCAAAGGAAAUGAUGGCUAUUCAGUGGGUUUGACGGCUCCACCUACUGCAGUGGCGGCUCCGUCCGGGUAUUACUUGCUCACGAUUGUGAAUGGAGGUAUUCCUAGCAAGGCCGAAUGGAUUCGCUUGAUUAAUUAAGACCUGUGCAAUAUCAUGAAUUCCUCUGGGUAGCUGCUAAUAAUAUUUCUAACACUAGAUUCUUAGGAAAAAUGAAUUCUUUAAGCAUCGAAACUGGAGGAGCAUGGAGGCAAAAAUACUGGUAUACCAGAUUAGUUAUUCUUUGUGUGCGCACAUAUAGUCGGUGUUCAAUGUAUAGAUCUAUUUGUAUAUAUAUAUAUAGCUGUUUAUGCAAUGCCUGACAACUGGUUCGUACUGUUGUAUCUUAAAUAGAUAAAUGAAUGUUGUAAGGUUAUGUUCUUUUAUACAGAACUUUACAUACAAAUUUAAAUA
Molecule: messenger RNA, 2069 nt
Organism: Cryptomeria japonica (Japanese cedar)
Lineage: Eukaryota; Viridiplantae; Streptophyta; Pinopsida; Cupressales; Cupressaceae
Product: aldehyde oxidase GLOX
Exons: 1
Coding region: 108-1757 (549 amino acids)
Source: RefSeq, a predicted model, not a curated record